UCCCCACUGGCUGCUCUGAAAAGCCAUCUUUGCAUUGUUCCUGUGUCCGGCUCUCCGUUCGCCGCAACCACCUCCGCCGCGCGCCUCCUCCGCCACCGCGGACUCCGGUAGCUUUCUCGCCAGAGUCCUCGAACUCUUGGUUUCUUUUUAAUCCGCUGCAUCGGAUCACCGGUGUGCCCCAUCAUGUCAGACGCGGCUGUGGACACCAGCUCCGAGAUCACCACCAAGGACUUAAAGGAGAAGAAGGAAGUUGUGGAGGAGGCAGAGAAUGGAAGAGACGCACCUGCUAAUGGGAAUGCUGAGAAUGAGGAAAAUGGGGAGCAGGAGGCUGACAAUGAGGUAGAUGAAGAAGAGGAAGAAGGUGGGGAGGAGGAGGAGGAAGAAGAGGAAGGUGAUGGUGAAGAAGAGGAUGGAGAUGAAGAUGAGGAAGCUGAGGCAGCUACGGGCAAACGGGCAGCUGAAGAUGAUGAGGAUGAUGAUGUCGACACCAAGAAGCAGAAGACUGAUGAGGAUGACUAGACAGCAAAAAAGGAAAAGUUAAACUUAACAAAA
Molecule: messenger RNA, 552 nt
Organism: Lutra lutra (Eurasian river otter)
Lineage: Eukaryota; Metazoa; Chordata; Mammalia; Carnivora; Mustelidae
Gene: PTMA
Product: prothymosin alpha
Exons: 5
Coding region: 184-519 (111 amino acids)
Biological process (GO): negative regulation of apoptotic process; positive regulation of transcription by RNA polymerase II
Cellular component (GO): nucleus
Molecular function (GO): histone binding
Source: RefSeq, a predicted model, not a curated record